Messenger RNA from Brachypodium distachyon (stiff brome), 1866 nucleotides. RefSeq lists its product as uncharacterized. The transcript is spliced from 7 exons. NCBI's taxonomy places the organism in Eukaryota, Viridiplantae, Streptophyta, Magnoliopsida, Poales, Poaceae. The record is from RefSeq and is a predicted model, not a curated record. The coding region runs from base 208 to 1494 and encodes 428 amino acids.
AAGCACACUCCGUUACGUCGUCGCACGUGAGAGUGGCAUAACCGAUGUCCAGCUAGCUGUCAGUGAAACAAAUUAAGAUUACAAUGGCCCCACCUGCCAGAAGGCCCAGCAAAGGGCCCACUUUUGCCUAAUUCUCCGUAAAUACGACGCCCCGUGGAGACGAUCUGACGAUUGACGAAGCGAGGUGGAGAGCAAGAAGCCAAGAAGAUGGCCGUCGUCCCCGACUGCGUCUCCUCCUGCGGCAGCAUCAACAUGCGCCGCCUCGACCACCCGCUCCCGCUCCCGCUCCCCUGCGUCGGCGAGCCCACCGCCGCCUCCCGCGUCUCGCCGGGGUCCUCCCCCGCCCGCUCUGACGCUUCCGAGGGCGCCGCCGCGUUCUACGCUGCGGACGACGAGCCCGAUCCCGAGCCCGCGGCAUCCGUGGGGAGGAGCACGCAGAUGCUGCUCGCGAUGGCCGCCAUGGGCGGACGCGGAGGCCCCUACGGCCGCCGCCCGGCUUCGUCCUAUGGCAGCUGCGCCGCGUGGAGCGCCGGGUCUCUCACUGAUCACCGCCCAGCCUCUCCGUCCCCCAUAUGCAGCCCCGGUAGCAGCAAAGGCGGCGACGGCUGCCAGGACGGCGGAGAGCGCCGCGACGGUGGUGACGAUGACGCAUCCUCGUUCGUCACGUCACGGGAGGAAGAAGAAGAGCAAGAGAGGUUACCAACCAGAGGAGAUUUCGCGAAGCUUUGUGCUACGCCACGAAACAUCAGGCUACAGACUCCCAGGCACCCUUCUCUGCUGGAUAGGAGAGUUGACGGAUCCAAUCGAGGACCUCCAAGAUUCGUCCACAAGGCCACACCAGCAAGAUUGAUGCGCCGUGCUCGCUCCUCACAUAAUUACCAUGGGCGGCGUUUGGGGGCAAUUGAUGCUGUCAAUGAAUGGAGAUUACCUAAAGUCAGUGAAGAGGAAGAUGAGGCAGUGGAUCAAAAUGACUGGCAAGCUGAUACUGUGUCCUCUCGUAUAUCCUCAGCUCGUGAUUGGAACUUUGAGCCUGAUGGUGUCUAUGAGGAAAACAAUCAAGGUGGUCGUGCUUUUGGCAAUUCAGAUGGCGAGGAUUGUCCAGUUGCAGUGCAAAGGAUGGAGAGACGACUCCGGGGCUCUGCCGUUAAACCUAAGGAAAAUUUUGUCCAAGCCAAGUUGGUUGCCUGGAAGGAUGCACAGAUCACAAAGCUCAUAGACAAGCUGAAAAGGAAAGAAGCCAACAUCGAUGACUGGCAGAAGAGUAAGAUUACACUGGCCAGGAAUGAAAUGACAAAAACUGAGAUGAAGUUGGAGAAGAAGAGAGCUGAAGCAGUACAGAAGAUGCAAAAGGCGAUAAAACAGGCACAGAAGAAAGCCGAUAACAAGAAAAUCAAGGAGCAGGCAGCCACUGCCAAUCAAAUAGCUGGUGUUGAGAGGGCUCUGGUGAAGAUGUCUAGGACAGGAAAGCUCCCCUGGUCACUGGCUUUUCUGUGAUCCAGCUCUUCACUUUUGUUAGUUCCAGACAAGCCGGUUGUCAUAAGAUGUUACCAGUACCAGCACGACAAGGCUAAAAGUAGAGAAAUCGGCAUUGUCAAAUACUGAAAAAAUUACCAUAUGCUUAUGCAGUUAUGCUGUACAAAAUUAUAGUUUGCUGUCCUAGGAUGAUAAAUGUUUCAGGUUAUAAGACACUUGAUCACAUUUGAACAGUGAUUCUUAAACAUAACAUGAGAAUCCAGGGGCAGAUUAUAGAAGUCACCCCUUUUGUUGUGGCUGCAAUUACUGUUCUGAACAAUAACAUUCCCUUUCUCCCUAUUGGAGAACAUAUAUGUAGUGUCAGGCUGAUGAGUAUGGGAUGAUGAUAUAUCC